AUGAUCCCAAUAAUAGCCAUUGGUGCUGCUUACGGAACUGCAAAAGCUGGAAUUGGAAUCGCUGGUGCUGGAACUUUUAGACCUGAACUUAUUAUGAAGUCACUUCUACCUGUGGUUAUGGCUGGUAUUAUUGCUGUUUAUGGACUUGUUAUAUCUGUUUUAAUAUGUGGAUCAAUGGACCCAAAUAAACCAUAUUCAUUAUUUACUGGCUUUAUUCACCUUGGUUCAGGUCUUACAGUAGGCCUUGCAGGUUUAGGAGCAGGCUAUUCAAUAGGAAUUGUUGGUGAUGCAUUCGUUAGAGCUUAUGUACAGCAAACUAGACUUUUUGUUACAAUGGUUCUGAUGUUAAUUUUUGCCGAAGUAUUGGGUCUUUAUGGGCUAAUUGUUGGUUUGAUCCUUAAUACUAAAGCUACUAGCGAUUGUUAG
Molecule: messenger RNA, 426 nt
Organism: Cetraspora pellucida
Lineage: Eukaryota; Fungi; Glomeromycota; Glomeromycetes; Diversisporales; Gigasporaceae
Source: the annotation of a GenBank genome assembly